AUGACAAGUUUGCUGUGCAGUUGGGAAACUAAUUUUGUUUAAAUGCUUUAAGUAAUACGUUUAAAUUAAUUAAAACGAUAUAAAAAGUAAAUAAAGUGAUAUGCAAAGACCUAAAGGCGUCAGAAAGCUUAAAGUACAGUGAAAAUUAUGCUUCAAUAAAAUUACGAAAUUAUGUAUGAAAGUUGCAAACAGCUGUAAAAACAUAUUUCUUAAAGAAAAAAAUCUGACAUGUCCUAACCGAGCGUUAAACUCAAUUAAUUGAUUGUUUUGUAAAAUAAUUGUAAAAUAAGCUGAAAAAUUUAUUAAGAGAUAACGAGAAGAGAAAACUCUAUUCAUUAAAAGUUUUCUUGUCUGUCCUUUUGUAAAAAUUGUAAAAAGAAAUUAAAAAAAAAAAGUCGGAAGAAAUAGGACAAAAACGAAAAACAAAUCUAGCACAGAUAAAAUGACAGAAAAAGAGAUGCAAGCACAUGAUAAUGUAAGAUGGCGUAACUGGCCUCGGGCUGUGACAUUGUACGAUCAAAUUUUAAAUUCUCCUCCUUAUACACAAACUGUCAACAGUAGAAGCCUUAAAGAUCGUCAUAUUUCCUGUUUGUUGGGCCGCUGCGAAUGUCUCUUAGAAUUGGGUAAAUAUGAGUUGUGUCUUAACGACGCUCGAAAAAUUAUCUCGAUGCUAAGUGAGCAGCAGACGGAUUGUUUAGCUAGCGUUUCCAGGACACGACGUUGGCUUGUUCAUUCUUUGUGCAAGCUUAAGAAAUAUCCGGAAGCUGAACACAUUUUGCGAGAAUGGGUUUCAGAGUUAACGUCACAGCCGGUAUUUGUGGACAUCUGUAAGACCCUAGAACGUUACAAGUCCGUUAUACAUAUGCUGAGCAGUAAUAAAUCGUCGCAGAAAAUCACUCAUACUCGUUUAGAGGAUGAGAUGUCAAUUUUAGACACCAAACUCGACCAUUGGGCCACCAAUAAUCUUCCGCUAGAUAAGUUUAGUAAACUCUUAAGUAAUAAAGGUAUAAAAAAAAGAGAAAAUCAAACUCACAAUGGCGCAGUGUCGAAUCCUGUUGGCCUAACUGGUAGCAGUUCCACUGGGAAUCUGCAAAAGACAACUGAUUUUUUAGCUGGCCUUAAAGUUUCUGGUAGUAAGUCUGCUUCAGAAGAUUCAAUCGAAAAUAGCAACUCUACAACCUGUUCUUAUUGCGCUAUUACCUUCAAUACACGCAUAGAGCUUAGACAACAUUGUCAAACCGAAGCUCAUCAAAACGUCAUAAUGUCAGAUGAAGGUCGAGAUUGGAAGUGGAGACCUCCUCCUAGGGGUUAUACACUAGACUCCUAUGGUCUUUGCGAAUCUUGGAGCGAAUUUCAAACCUGCCACUACGGUAAUCAAUGCGUGGAGGCCCACGGGCAAGAUGAGCUUAACGAGUGGAAGGAACGAUUUGAAUAUCGACGUAUGCGGGUUCAAAAGGCGUGGGAAAAGGAACUCUACGGUAAAUCUUACACCGAAGAAAUAUUAGAAAGAUGGAUUCAGUCGACAGCACCAGAAAAAAUCAUGUGUGAGAAAAUUGUUGGCAUUGAAGCUGUUUGUGAGCAAGAUCUUGUUACUAGCAUUAGUUCUAAAUCAUCUAAACGUGAAUGGAUUUUUGUUCUUAAGACGGCAGGAAACCCUUUAAGGGCCGUGGCUCUCUUACAAGAUGCCCAUCGCAGUCAUUUCGGCAUUAAGUCUAUUAAAAUAAUGGGCUCAAAUGAAGAGUUAGAAUUAAAAACCAAUCAAGAAUGGGUUCAUAAUAAGCAUUCAGCUGCAGCUUUGGUUUCCUCAUCAACGAUUGCUGAUUCUGGUGUUAAAGAAGAAGAAAUGAAUGACCCCAGGAAGGAAGAAAUCGAACCACAAGAAACAAUGAAUUCCUCUCCAACAUCUGCCAAUAACAGUCCUCUUGAAUAUCAAAUCACUUUAGAAUUUCAUACAGAAAUUUAUGGUACUUUUCGUCAAGCUGUAUGUUUUGAUUUCGGCACAGAACCACUGUUGGUGCGACAUUUAUGUGUUGACGUUGUACCUGUAAAUGAUGCUGAGAAAAUUGAAGAAAUCAAACGUGAUAUUAUAAAUAGUUCGGCCACUCGUUGGGAUGUUUCGAACACUAAUUUGGUUAAGUUUGAAACCACACUUGGUACUCACCUGAAGACUGAAGCCUAUUUGAACGAUUUAAAGCAUGAAAAGGAAAUGCUGGAGCGAUAUCCUUGUCCACGAGCUCAAACCUUCACCCUCACUCAGUCGACCAUUCUGGAGAAGCGUUUAACGCAAAAUAAUUACCGGUCGCGCAUUCACGAACUGCUAUACGUUGAAGAAAUAGCCCGCUACGAACAAAUAGCUCGUUUUAAUCUCAGUACGAAGCUUACGGUUACAUCAAACUAUAUUUUAACGCCAGCUGGAAUGGCUACUAGCACCGCCAAAUACUCGCUAUCAGGGGAACUCUUUGCGUUAAUGCAUUUGGGUAAAGACAUAUCCGAAGAUACAUCUGCGGGUCGUUUAAUUUUAUCCAACUGCUCCAGUGUUUAUAUAUCUCCAGUUGAAGAGGGCCAAGUAAAGGAUAAAAAACGUAAUGUCUACGAGGCGCUUAUUGAGGACAAGGGCAAAAAUGUGAUUUACCUAAAGCUUUCAGCCAAAUGCGUUGAGAGUAUGAAAUUAAAGGCCGAUACAGAAAUACAUGUGGACAUACAGUUUCAGCUUAAUCGUUUACCGUAUUGUGAAUGGCACCAUGCAGUGGACAAAAUUACUGAUUUUAAAAUCAUAUUUCCUGUAACGGAUAUCGAGCCGAGUAUACCAUGGACGCCCAAAAAGCAAUGGUCUGAGACAUGUGAACCCAAGUUGAAUGCCAAACAACGAGAAGCUGUCAAUGCUAUUACAACUUCAUUGGGCAUUAAACUACCACCCAUUCUGUUAAUUGGUCCAUUUGGUACAGGCAAAACGUACACUUUAGCCCAAGCAAUAAAACAAUUAUUGGUUCAACCGGAAGCUAAAAUUUUAAUAUGUACACAUUCAAAUUCAGCAGCUGACUUAUAUAUCAAAGAAUAUUUGCAUCCAUGGAUAGAAGAAGGUUUUAAGGAAGCCAUACCUCUCAGAGUGUAUUAUCAUAAGCGUUGGGUAGCUACUGUCAAUGGUGUUGUACAAAAGUAUUGCGUAAACGAUGGCGCAGGUAAUUUUCGUCGUCCUACUGUCGAUGAUAUAAUGAAGUAUCGUAUUGUUGUGGUAACCCUUAAUAUAUCAAUGGAACUUGCCAAUUUGGAUAUACCUAAGGGAUAUUUCACUCAUAUUUUUCUUGAUGAGGCCGCUCAAGCGAUGGAAUGUGAAGCGAUUAUGCCACUGGCUUUGGCUAACGAAAGCACACGCAUAGUACUGGCAGGUGAUCAUAUGCAAAUGAGUCCCGAAUUGUUCUCAGCGUUCGCUAAAGAACGUAAGUUGCAUAUUUCGCUAUUGGAACGUCUUUACGAUCACUAUCCCUCCAAUUUUCCAUGUAAAAUAUUGUUAUGCGAAAAUUAUCGUGCUCACGAGGUCAUUAUCAAGUUUACCUCAGAGCUGUUUUAUGAACAAAAGCUGAUUGCUUCUGGUAAACAACCGCGUCAUGAGAAAUUUUAUCCAUUGACUUUUUUCACCACCCGAGGCGAGGACGUUCAAGACAAAAAUUCAACGGCAUUUUAUAACAAUGCUGAAGUGUAUGAGUUAGUUGAACGCGUCUCUGAAUUGCGCAAAAAAUGGCCUACGUCAUGGGGCAAAAUAAACGAUGCAAGCAUUGGCAUUAUGACACCUUACGCAGAUCAGGUUUUUCGUAUACGUUCUGAAUUAAGAAAACGACGAAUGGGUGGAAUCUCUGUGGAGCGUGUUCUUAAUGUUCAGGGUAAACAAUUUCGUGCGGUAUUUCUCUCUACGGUGCGCACUCGCAGAACCUGCAUGCCUAACGGUAUGGCAGUCGCUGGUUUCCCUGGUCAGUCAUUUAAUCCUGUAGAAGAUGCAGAUUAUGGUUUUCUAAGCAAUUCGAAAUUACUUAACACGGCAUUUACCAGGGCGCAAAGCUUAGUAGCUGUAGUUGGCGAUCCAGUAGCCCUUUGCUCAAUUGGACGAUGUCGUAAAGUUUGGGAGCGUUUUAUACAGAUAUGCCAUGAGAAUAAAUCCCUUUUUGGAAUCACAAUGUGGCAACUGCGCUCCCAAUUAGAUGGAGUGGAGCUGAAAAAAGGUUAUGUGUUAAAUCCAUUGGCGCCCGAAUUUAUACCCCGUUCUUUACAACCUGAGGCGUACUUGCGUGAUCAGGCUGCUAUGUAUCUUGCAAUGGCUGGCAUAGCCAAUAACCAUCAUCCACUCGGACCGCAUACUGGAAGUUUACAUGGUCCAGGAACAUUAGGACCCCAUCCAGGGUUAUUAGCUGCUGGCGGUCAUGGUUCAAUACCACCACAUCAUCCUGCUAACAUGGCCAGCCAACACAUACCACACAUGUAUGGACCCCAUACAGCUGCAGCUGCUUAUAAUGUUGCGGCAGCAGCAGCUGCAAUGAUGAAUCAAGGAUUAGUACCCAGUAAAGGGGGACAUAAUUUUUCCAGUCAUCCGAAUCAUAUGCCAAUGAGAGCUAUUGGACCUCCACCUCCCAGUGGCCCUCAAACAGUACCGCAGCCAGGACCCCCUAUGGCUACGCAACAGUUUAAUCCGCGUGGCCCGCCUCCCCUCUCGGCUGUGCAUAUGGGCCAACCACCUACGCCGUAUAUGCCUUGGCAUACUCAGCCAUCUUUAAGGGGGGGACCACCAGGCACUGGUCAGCAGCCCGGACUACCAGGGAAUCAAAAUCCAAAUGCCACUUUAUGGGGACCACCACCGCAAACAAAUCCAUGGAGCGCCUUGCCCAAACAGCCACCAAUGUCGCAGCCUCCCAACGCUAGUGGUGUACCACCCAACAGUCGUCAGAUGCCACCACAGCAACCCGUUCACGGUGUAAGAGGAACAAGUGUGCCUCUGCAACCGCCGAACCUUACUAAUCCUCAAACGAUGCGCAACAAUCCCAGCGACUUAGGGUAUUUAGCAAAUAAAGCCUUAUACGGGAAACAACAUCCAGGUCAAGGUACCCAAAUAUCAGCACCCCCGCAAUCACACGUUAACUUUCCGACUUUUAGCUACAAUGUGGCACCUAACCAAUUGCAAAUGAUAAAUCAAAGGAACAUUACGGGCAUACCCAACGGCCCUGUCAGUCCUAUGGAUUCAUUUAUGCAAAGGCCUCCUACUGGUAGCACUGUUGGGGCCGCCCAGGCUAGCUUCUUUGGCCAAAGCAAUAUGCCUGGCGGACUUAAAGAAAAAGAAUUUCAAUUACUCAAUAAUGUACAUUUGCCGCCAUUAAAUAUUGGUGCUAAUCUGUUUCCAAUCGCAGCUCCUAAUAUGAUGGCCAACGCUGCAAAUAAUAAACAACAAUCGCCAACAACUCUGAGAUUUCCUCUGCCCAAUGAAUACGCUUCUGUUUUGCCACCCAACAUGAACAUUUACGAGAUGGCCUUUGAAUCCAAGGAUCUCCAAUAUAAAUGGUACUUAAAACUUUUGGAAAUCCAAGGUCAAGAGGCAGCUAAUAAAUUUACAGACGCAUUGCGUCAGGUGACUGCCGCCCUCCAACAACAAUCAAAUCCUAAUUUGAAGCCAUCGCAACACUUACAAGGUGGUCCACAUUUACAUGCGGGAAACCAGUUAAUCUCACGUGAUCUGAUGCAACAACAGCCCAUGAUUGCUUAUCCGCAGCAGCAACCACAACAACAGCAACCCCGUACUGCCCAACCGUUUAUGGGAGCCACAGCGAUACCACCGCUAAGCAAUCUGAUGCAGCCUCCGUUAACCUUAACCGUGGCUAAUGAUGAAACCCCACCCUUGGAUGGCAACAUUAAUUUUAAUCAACAAAUUGAUAUGGUCUUUAACUCUAUUAUUAACGGCAAUGAAAUAUCACAGCCGAUAUUACGCGAUCUUUUUGGAGUGGGUGGAGGUGGCAGCAACAGUACAGACAUAAAUGGCGAGUUACUGCCAAACGCAACUCCACCCACAGCAAAUAAUAGUAAAUUGUUCCCGGGAACAGGGAUGGGGGCUGCCUUAUUAAGCGGUCAAUCAAACAACCUAACGAAGAAUCCAUUAACCUCUAAUAUGUUUACAUUGCAUUCGAUACCGCCGCAGCAACAUCAAGCACCAUUGCCUACGGUCGGCUCAGGGAGCGCUUUUUUAGGCAACAGUUUUUUAGAUACUUUGCUUAAUAACAAAGAAUUUCUCCUGGGUUCGAAUAUUGGGGAAGCAGCACCUGCUAUUUCGGUACCACUCUAUAGGCGUCAAGGAAUGACAAUGGGCAAUGCUCAUAAUAUAAAUAGUGCUGGCAAUUCGGCUAACACCACCGCCGGCCAAUCGUUAUCUUCUUCAGCGCCUGAUAAUAUAUUUACCAACUGUAAUAAUGAUAUACUAGCCGGCUUAGGUACGGGAACUGCUGGAAAUCUUCUCGAUUCACUCUUCCAAAAUAAUCCACAUCAAGACAUGCAACCGCAACAGCAACAAUCGUUACAGCCGCAGCCACAACAAACGCAGCAUCCACAACAUAAUAGCAAUUUUCAAAAAUUACUCUACAAUAAUUUCAAUAGCCCCGGAAUCAAACACAAUGACAUGGACACGUUUGUAGGCAAUAAUACAUUUGCAACGAAUCCUCUCGCGGACGGUGUUAAUAAUAGUUUCCAUAAUCAAAUGCAUCAGCAAAAAAGUAACGCAUUGAACAGUACUGGACCACCGAAUAACACUAUUGCAACAGCUGAUACACGCAGCACCACGUAUGCAGCGGUAUUAAGCCAACGACCGCAACAACCAGAUGUUAUGCAACAUAACAUUACCAGUGGCAGUGGCGGUGGCGGUGGCGGUGCUGCCUUAAACAUAAGUGGAACAAGUUCUGCUAGCAAUAAUAUUGAUGGCAGUGAAAAGGAUCCCUUCGCAGCCAUACGCGAAUUGGGUCAAGGUACGAAUGGUUUUUAUAAUUAUUUUCAAUAAAUACGGCUUCGGAAAAAAAAAAACGAAGAAAGAGAAAGGUUACAAAAAAA
Messenger RNA from Glossina fuscipes, 7071 nucleotides. It is a transcript of the gene Helz, whose product is annotated as probable helicase with zinc finger domain. Gene Ontology annotation, molecular function: protein binding; ATP hydrolysis activity; helicase activity. Gene Ontology annotation, cellular component: cytosol; P granule. NCBI's taxonomy places the organism in Eukaryota, Metazoa, Arthropoda, Insecta, Diptera, Glossinidae. Bases 443 to 7021 code for a protein of 2192 amino acids. Gene Ontology annotation, biological process: regulatory ncRNA-mediated post-transcriptional gene silencing. The transcript is spliced from 5 exons. The record is from RefSeq and is a predicted model, not a curated record.